This is a messenger RNA of Penicillium cinerascens, 1396 nucleotides long. Its product is annotated as uridine kinase family protein. The record is from RefSeq and is a predicted model, not a curated record. The transcript has 8 exons. Gene Ontology annotation, cellular component: cytoplasm. NCBI's taxonomy places the organism in Eukaryota, Fungi, Ascomycota, Eurotiomycetes, Eurotiales, Aspergillaceae. Bases 38 to 1396 code for a protein of 452 amino acids. Gene Ontology annotation, molecular function: kinase activity; ATP binding.
CGGUCCUCGAUGGUGUGAGAAGAAGAACACCGUGGACAUGGAGUCGAUUUCUCCUUUCUACUCACUCUCCACGGAGGUCAAGUACUCUCCACCAUGGCAGGACCUGAGUAUCAUUGGUAUCGCUGGCAGUUCCGGGUCCGGAAAGACCUCGGUGGCCAUGGAGAUCGUCAAGUCCUUGAACCUGCCUUGGGUCGUUAUCUUGGUUAUGGACUCCUUCUACAAGACUUUGACUCCCGAGGAGCACCGCAAAGCGCAUGCAAAUGAAUACGAUUUUGACUGCCCGGAGUCUAUUGACUUUGAUCUCCUGGUAGACACCAUCAAGGAUCUGAAGCAAGGGAAGAAAGCCCAUAUUCCGGUCUACUCAUUCGCCGAGCACCAACGUCAGCCCCAGACGACUACGCUCUACUCACCCCGAGUAUUGAUCUUGGAGGGUAUUCUUGCGCUUCACGACCCUAGAAUUAAUGAGCUGCUUGAUGUCAAGAUCUUCGUCGAGGCGGACAUGGAUGUCUGCUUGGGCCGCAGAGUCCUGCGGGAUGUUCGUGAAAGAGGCCGAGACAUUGAAGGUAUCAUCAAACAGUGGUUCGCCUUUGUGAAGCCAUCUUGUACCAAAUACGUGUCACCUCAACGAGGCAUUUCGGACAUCAUCAUUCCUCGUGGUAUUGAAAAUACAACCGCCAUCGACAUGGUGGUCAAGCACAUCCAGCGCAAGCUCCAGGAGAAGUCUGAAAAGCAUACUGAAGCGCUUCACAAACUUGGAUUGAUCGCAGCCAAGGUGGAGCUACCCCCUAACGUGCACGUACUUCCUCCGACGCCGCAGUUUCAGGGAAUGAACACCAUUCUGCAGAAUCCCGAGACCGAGGAGGUGGACUUCAUCUUCUACUUUGAUCGACUUGCCUCGAUUCUGAUUGAAAAGGCCUUGGACAUGAUGCCGUAUCUCUCGACAAAUGUAGAGACACCGCAAGGGAACAAGUACAUGGGACUGAGACCAGAAGGGACUGUGUGCGCGGUUGCUAUCUUACGUGGAGGCUCGUGUCUGGAGACUGCCCUUAAGCGAACUAUCCCCGAUUGCAUCACUGGCCGUGUCUUGAUCCAGACGGACGAGGACAGCGCCGAACCAGAACUGCAUUACUUGAAGCUCCCGAACCAGAUCGAGGAGAACUCUAUGGUCAUGCUUCUUGAUGUCCAAAUGUCCAGCGGAGGAGCUGCAUUGAUGGCCGUGCGCGUCUUGAUUGACCACGGCGUUCAAGAAGAGAGAAUUGUCUUCGUGACCUGUGCCGCGGGAGAGACGGGUCUCAAGAGGUUAACUGCCGUGUUUCCCAAGAUCAAUGUUGUUGUCGGACGCAUUGAAGCAGACUUAGAGCCGCGGUGGAUGGAGAAGCGAUACUUCGGAUGCUAG